AUGAUUUCUCGCGCUUCGCUCUCAACAACCACCCCGCGGCAAGCCAAGAACCAUAUAUACGCCCCCAUCCGUAACAACGACUCAUUCUCAACCUAUCUCUCUCUCUCAACCUCAUCCCGCACACCCCUUCUCACCCUCUGGACCGCAUCCUGGUGCUCAACCUGCAAAGUCGUCAGCCCCCUCAUCCGGGAACUUGUCGAGUCCGGCGUGGGCGAGGAUGAGGGCGGUGUUUCCCUUGCUACGGUCGAGUUUGACUCGCCAGAUAUCAUGUCUGGGAGCCCCAAUCUUGCCAUGACCUACAUGAUCACCAGCAUUCCCACGCUGCUGAGCUUUGACGGCGGAGAGGCCCAAACGGCGACCAAGUUGGCGGAUGCUAGGAAGCUUUCUGACAAGGAGUUUCUCAAGGAAUGGAUCAGGACUGAGGCAAGGAGACAAGGAGGCCGUGGUGGAGGCGGCGGAGGUGCUUCGUCGGCGUUUGGAGGAUUAUUUGGGAGGUGA
Fusarium vanettenii 77-13-4 is the source of this 498-nucleotide messenger RNA. RefSeq lists its product as uncharacterized. The transcript is spliced from 2 exons. Lineage: Eukaryota; Fungi; Ascomycota; Sordariomycetes; Hypocreales; Nectriaceae. The record is from RefSeq and is a predicted model, not a curated record. Bases 1 to 498 code for a protein of 165 amino acids.